This is a messenger RNA of Papaver somniferum (opium poppy), 2769 nucleotides long. RefSeq lists its product as uncharacterized. The record is from RefSeq and is a predicted model, not a curated record. Lineage: Eukaryota; Viridiplantae; Streptophyta; Magnoliopsida; Ranunculales; Papaveraceae. Bases 1 to 2769 code for a protein of 922 amino acids. The transcript is spliced from 6 exons.
AUGGUAAUUCAUAAUUCACUGUUAAAUAAGAAAGGGAACAUUUGGUUAUUUUGGAAUAACAAUCUUCCUACGCCAACCGUGGUUUCAAUGUCAUCUCAAAUGAUCACAGUCAAUAUUGGAGGUAAUUUAAUAUCUGGAGUACAUGCUCAUGUUGGUGCAGUGCAAAGAAGAAAUUUAUGGUCUGAGAUGGAGGUAAUAAGUGAUUUAAAACUUCUUUGGUUGGCUAUUGGUGAUUUUAAUACAUUCCUAACAUCAGAAGAAAAAUCUGGUGGAAGAGCUCUUAAUACAAGAAAUAUGCUUGAGUUCAAUAAUUGUCUUGACAAAUGUGAAAUUCAGCAAGCUUCGAAAUCUGGUUGCGAGUAUAGUUGGUCUAACUGUCAACAUGGUGCUAAAAGAAUCUUAUGCAAUCUUGACAGGGAAGUAAUAAACAAUUUGUGGGUUCAAAAGUAUACAAGUUGGAGUUAUAAAGUUGGUUUGAGGAUAGCUUCUGAUCACUCCCCUCUUUUAGGUGGUUGUGUGUUAGUAGAAUGGAACUGGAAAGUGUUUGGAAAUGUAAAUGAACAAAUUAAGGAAGCUACAAAAGAAGUUCAAGACGCAAUGAAGUUAUCUGAUGACAAUCCAUUUAAUGAGGAGUUAUUGGAAAACUUAGUAACAGCUGGAAAUAAGUUAAAUUCAAAAGAAGUGCAGUUGAGUACAAUGCUCAAGUUUAAAGCUAGAACCAAAUGGGUUAAAGAAGGAUCAGCUAACACUAAUUUCUUUCAUACCAAGCUCAAGGAAGUGAAUAUUUCAGAAGCAUUGCUUGAUGUAAUUCCAAGUUUAAUAACAGCUGAAGAUCAAGAAAUGUUGGAUGCAAUUCCAUCCAUGGAAAAAAUUAAACAAAUUGUAUUUAAAAUGGAUCCAGACAGCUCUCCAGGUCCAGAUGGCUUUUCAGGCAGCUUUUACAGGGCUUGUUGGAUGAUAAUUCAAGAUGAUGUGGUCAAUGCUGUCCAAUUUUGUUGGAAAAGAAAAUUUAUUCCAAAGGGUUUAAACUUUAAUUUCCUGGUGUUGCUUCCAAAAGUUGAAGGUGCAAGAUCUCCUCAGCAAUAUAGGUCAAUUGGUCUAAGCAAUGUCAGCUUCAAAAAUUUUACUAAAAUUAUUGCAUCAAGAAUGUCAGGUCUCAUGCAUAAGCUAGUUUCUCCUCAGCAAGCUCCAUAUAUCAAAGGAAGAAAUAUACAAGAUCAAAUUAUCUUAGCCUCUGAAAUGGUUAAUGAAAUGAAAAAGAAAAGAAGAAAUGGAAAUAUUGGUCUCAAACUGGACAUAUCUCAAGCUUAUGAUUCUAGGGUUAAGGCAACGAGACCUCUAUCUCCAUUACUUUUUGUUUUGAUGGAGGAUGUACUUAGUAGGAAUAUCACAAAGUUGGUAAUGGAGGAUGAUGUUUUUAUUUUCUGCAAUGGAGCUAAAAAGAGUAUUCAAAAUUUGAUGAAGCUAUUAGAAGAUUAUCAAGACAGUUCAAGUCAAGUGAUAAACAAAAACAAAAGUAAAGUGUUUGUGGAUGGAACAAUAGCAGCAAGAGUAAUACAAAUUAAGGAAAUGAUGCAAAUGGAAGUAAGUAAGUUACCUGACAAAUACUUGGGAGUCAUCUUACAUGCUGGCAGAGUUAAAAUUGCUACAGUCUGGCCUAUGGUGGAGAUGAUGCAAAAUAAGUUAGCUAGAUGGAAAGGCAAAUUGCUUUAUUUUAAUGAUAGACUGUCUGGAGAUGGUGAUAUCAGAAAAUUUAAGACCCUCUCAUGGAAGAAGGUGUGUUCUCCUUAUAGUGAAGGUGGCCUUGGUCUACAAAGAUUGAAAAUUCUCAAUAAAGCUCUGCUCAUGAAGAUUUUAUGGAGAAUCAUUAAUUCAGAAGCUGAAUGGGCAUUAUUUAUUAAGGCUAAAUUUCAAGACAAAAAGCAACAAUGGAAGUGCAAUUGGAAACUGUCAUCUAUUUGUCCAGGACUGAAAGGGGCUUGGAAUCAUCUGAAAGAAAACAUAAAAUGGUGCCUUGGAAAUGGACAGAAAAUGUCUUUCUGGUAUGAUUCAUGGCUUGGUAAUACUCCUAUAAUUGAAGAGGUUGGACUUACAGAAUAUGUCAAGAACCAUAUCAACUUAAAGGUAUCAGAUUUAAUUCUAGAAGGAAAAUGGAAUGUACCUGAGGAGCUAAAACCAAUAAUUGCACAUUACACUCUGCCUGAAAUUGGUGUUGGUGAGGAUAUCUUGGUAUGGAAAGAAGACAUCAAAGGUAAUUUCACUACUUCUUCUGCAAUCAAUUCAAUAAGAAACAAAGAACAGCCUUUGCAAUGCUAUAAAAAGAUUUGGAAUUCAUUUUUGCAUCCUUCAAUAGCAAGCAACAUAUGGAAAAUCUUACAAGGGGUGUAUGUGGAUGAUUCUGUAAUGAUUGAGAGGGGUUUUGAAUUAGCUUCCAGGUGUUGUAUUUGUGAAGAAGAGCAAGACAAUAUGCAACAUUUUUUAUUGGAAUGUAAAUUCAGUAAGCAGAUUUGGCAUUGGAUAUGUCCCGUGUUCAAUUUUCAAAUUCCAAAAUCCUUGGAGGAAGUGUGGAGAAGUUCAAAAAGUAAAAGUCCUUUCAUCAAAGAGUGUUGGAUUAUUGCAGCUUGUGCAAUUUUAAAAGAGAUUUGGUUCCAGAAGAAUAAGAUGUGGUUUGAGCAGAUAAAACCAAAUUUGCAAAGUUUCAAGGCAAGAAUCAAAAAAAACAAUCUAUCAAGGAAGCCUCAGAAUGAAAAGCAACAAGUGGAACUCUGA